UUCUUCCUCUGGGAUCGGCGGAUAACACCACAUCGCGUAUCAAUUAGCGCGGACCAAAGCCGCAGUUCGCGCCACGCCACGGCGGCCCUUUCACCAGCCCGCCUACGACAAAAUCGCAACCUACCUUCACCACCAACAUCCAACAUCCAACCACCCCCCCCAACGAUCCAACAUCCUCCAGCUUCACCCCCUCAUUUAGAAACGCACACACACACCAGCUCUCACCACAACCUCACCAUGUCCGGCUCCGACGAGAACGGCUCCCCCGGCAGCGCGCCCAGCAAGCCCGAAGAGGCGCAGCAGACAGAGCACCUCAACAUCAAAGUGACCGAUAACAACAACGAGGUCUUCUUCAAGAUCAAGCGUACGACGCAGCUCAAGAAGCUGAUGGAUGCCUUCUGCGAGAGGCAGGGCAAGGCGCCUAGUUCGGUUAGGUUCUUGUUUGACGGGAGUCGCGUGCAGGCUACGGAUUCGCCUGAUACUCUCGACAUGCAAGACGGCGACACCCUCGAGGUGCACCAAGAGCAGAUCGGCGGGUCUGCCUAAACCCCCUCCUUGCACAUGCAACCCCCAAAAAAAAGGCAGUCGCGGGGUCACGAAACGAAACAGACAAAAACGAAAUUGACAUUUUAUUUUGCGAGAUGAGAUGAGGAUUUGGACUGAGCCAUGCAGUGUCCGUCGAGACGAGACUUUGAGCUUGUUGACGAGACGACGAUGGAGGGGUUUAUUUGGUAUUAUGGUGGGAUGGGAUGGGAUUCGCUCUCUUUCUGGGGCGGAUUCAUGGCGUUUCUUCUUGUGAUCUUCGAUCUUUGAUAUUGAGCGGUGGGUGGUGGGCGGUGGGUGGAUGAGAUAAGAGAGAUCUAUGUGCUUGCUUCUGGCUUGGGAAUAUAGAUCUCUCCGAUCCGCCUUGUUUCUGCUUGGCUAGAUUAGAGGGGUGCUUGCGAAUACAGGGUUUUCUGAUCUGA
Molecule: messenger RNA, 965 nt
Organism: Pseudogymnoascus destructans
Lineage: Eukaryota; Fungi; Ascomycota; Leotiomycetes; Thelebolales; Thelebolaceae
Exons: 3
Coding region: 238-546 (102 amino acids)
Biological process (GO): protein sumoylation
Cellular component (GO): nucleus; septin ring
Molecular function (GO): protein tag activity; ubiquitin-like protein ligase binding
Source: RefSeq, a predicted model, not a curated record